AUGGAAGUUAAGAGAAAAAUAAUCCUAUGCUUAUUGAUUGCCAUCACAAUGGGGUGCUACAGAAUUGAAGGGAGAGACCCUACACUCCACAGGGUUGGAGGAGGAAGGUAUACUUGGUCCCCAAAAGUUAACUUCACAAAGUGGGCAAGUCAUGAACACUUCUACAAGGGUGACUGGCUAUAUUUUGGUUUUGACAAGCGCAUCUAUAAUGUUUUGGAGGUGAAUAAAACAAACUACGAGAAUUGUAUUGACACGGGCUUCAUAGAAAAUAUCACAAGAGGAGGGAGAGAUGUUUUCCAGCUUUUAGAGGCAAGGCACUAUUAUUUCAUAUGUGGCAGAGGCUUUUGCUCACAAGGAAUGAAACUCCUAAUAGAUGUUAAGGAACCCACAACAACACUGCCACCUCCAAUAUUGCCCAACAAGGCCCUUCUAAAUAGAUUGAGUAAUACGCUCAUGCUUGUGGUCACCAUUUUGGCAUGGAUCUUCAUAUAG
Messenger RNA from Glycine soja, 492 nucleotides. RefSeq names its product lamin-like protein. The coding region runs from base 1 to 492 and encodes 163 amino acids. Gene Ontology annotation, cellular component: plasma membrane. The record is from RefSeq and is a predicted model, not a curated record. The transcript has 2 exons. Lineage: Eukaryota; Viridiplantae; Streptophyta; Magnoliopsida; Fabales; Fabaceae. Gene Ontology annotation, molecular function: electron transfer activity.